Candida dubliniensis CD36 is the source of this 1164-nucleotide messenger RNA. It is a transcript of the gene BET4, whose product is annotated as Rab geranylgeranyltransferase. The record is from RefSeq and is a predicted model, not a curated record. Bases 1 to 1164 code for a protein of 387 amino acids. Gene Ontology annotation, biological process: protein geranylgeranylation. The transcript is spliced from 2 exons. Lineage: Eukaryota; Fungi; Ascomycota; Pichiomycetes; Serinales; Debaryomycetaceae. Gene Ontology annotation, molecular function: Rab geranylgeranyltransferase activity. Gene Ontology annotation, cellular component: Rab-protein geranylgeranyltransferase complex; cytoplasm.
AUGCAACAUGGGAUUAAACGAGUCAAAUUAUCUGAAGAAGCAAAACGAUUAAAAUUACAAAAAGAUCAAAUUAAAAUUGAAAAUUAUCGUCAAUUAACUAAUGAAAUAUUUAAUUUAAGAAAUAAUGGGAAUUAUUCUGAUAAAGCAUUAAUUAAAACUAAUGAAUUAUUAAUUAUAAAUCCGGAAUUUUAUACUAUAUGGAAUUAUCGUCGAGAAAUAUUAAUUAAUAAUUAUUCAAACAAUAAAGAAAUUUAUGAAGAUAUUCUUAAUCAAGAUUUAAAUUUUGUUCUUAUUCAAUUAAAAAAAUUUCCUAAAUGUUAUUGGAUUUGGAAUCAUCGUCGUUGGUUAUUAUUUGAAUUAGUUAAACUUGAUAAAAUUAAUUGGAAUUAUGAAUUUUCAAUUAUUUGUAAAUUAUUAGAUUUAGAUCAAAGAAAUUUUCAUGGUUGGCAUUAUCGAAGAUUUAUAAUUGAAAAUAUGGAAUUACAAUAUGAAAACAAUUUAAUUAAAAAAUUGGAAAUUAAUUUAAAUGAAUUUAAUUAUACAACUUUAAAAAUUGAAAAAGAUUUUCUGAAUUUUUCUGCAUGGCAUAAUCGAAGUAAAUUAAUUCCUAAAAUAUAUAAUUUACUUCAACAACAACAACAACAACAACAACAGAAUCAAAAUGAAAAAAUUGUUGAUAAUUUGCCCGGUAGUAUAGAAUUAUUUAAAGAUCCAAUAUUAUUAUUAAAUAAUGAUUUAGAAAUGAUUAAAACUGGAAUUUAUAUGAGUCCUGAAGAUACUUCAGUUUGGUUAUAUUUAUAUUGGUUAUUAACUGAUGAUCUUUUCAUUAAAGCUUUUAAAUCAUCAAAUGAUUAUAUGAAUAUCUUAAAUGAACAAUUACAAUUAAUUAAUGAAGUUAAUGAAAUGGAAAAAGAAGAUACUGGUAAAGAUAAUAUUGGAUGUUUGAAAACUAUGAUUUUUAUUAAUACAUUAAUUCAAAAACAAAACCAAAACCAAAACCAAAACCAAAACCAAAAUAAUCAAAUAUUAACUGAACAAAUUAAAAAUUAUUUAAUUAAAUUAAUUGAAAUUGAUCCACUUCGGAAAAAUAAAUAUUUACAACAACUUUCUGGUAAAGCUCCAAUUUUCACCAUAGAAAAUGUUUUGAAAAUUGAAAAUAUUUAA